Messenger RNA from Eutrema salsugineum, 1701 nucleotides. RefSeq names its product tyrosine-specific transport protein 2. Gene Ontology annotation, biological process: amino acid transmembrane transport. The coding region runs from base 1 to 1629 and encodes 542 amino acids. The transcript has 2 exons. The record is from RefSeq and is a predicted model, not a curated record. NCBI's taxonomy places the organism in Eukaryota, Viridiplantae, Streptophyta, Magnoliopsida, Brassicales, Brassicaceae.
AUGGCUCUUCCUCUUCGCCAACAUUGCCCAAUCCCCGUUUCUUCAUCUCCUCCACUUUCAAAAUCCAUUCUUUUUCCCCAAAAUGCCCUUCCUCAUACACUUUCUUCUCGCCGGAUUAUUCCCAAGUUUCACAACUGUCGUCACAUUCGAAGUUCGCCUCCUAAGCAAUUUACCCCAGAAUAUCAAAAACCCAUCAGUCAGAAUGGUUCUCGCUACUCACGUUUAGUUGUCGGAUGCAGAGACCAUGAUGAGACUCGGUCAACUCUUGUUUCUUCUGAGCUCGCCGAUGAUGAAAAGACUGAAUAUUUACAGAAAGUCGAGGAUUUGGAGAUAACCCACGAAACCAAGAAGGGUAAGAGUUUCUGGGCUGCAGUUAGUUUGAUCAUCGGAACCGCCGUUGGUCCCGGAAUGCUCGGUCUCCCAGCCGCAACUAUCAGAUCUGGUUCGAUCCCAUCGACCAUCGCUUUGCUUUGUUCUUGGGUUUACGUCAUCUCUUCCAUUCUUCUCGUGGCUGAGCUCAGCUUUGCAGCUAUGGAAGAAGACAAUGCAUCAGAGGUUAGCUUCACAGGGCUUGCAACGAAAUCAUUCGGGAACAAAUUUGGAGUUUUUGUAGCUCUUGUCUAUGCUUCACUGAGUUUCUCUUUGAUGGUUGCUUGCGUCUCUGGUAUCGGCUCCAUCGUGUCUCAAUGGUUUCCUUUCAUGAAUCCAUUCUUGGCCAAUGCUUUAUUCCCUCUAGUUUCAGGAAUCUUGAUUGGUUUUUUCCCUUUCGAUGCCAUUGACGUCACCAACAGGUGUCUCUGCUUUCUCAUGCUCUUCUCUAUAACGUCACUUGUGGCCAUUGGUUUAUCUGUGGCUAGGUCCAAUGUGUUGGCCUCAUUUGGUCAUUCGUGUUGGACAGUCUCAGCGGUUUUACCCGCAGUUCCUGUUAUGGUACUGACACUAGGGUUCCAUGUCAUCACUCCUUUCAUAUGCCAUCUCGCAGGGGACUCGGUCUCAGAUGCUCGGAGAGCUAUUCUUGUAGGUGGUGUUGUGCCAUUGGCUAUGGUGUUGUCAUGGAAUCUCAUUGUUUUGGGGCUUGCAAGAAUCAAUGUCCCUGUACAUUCUUCAUCCAUUGACCCGAUUUCUCUUCUUCUAUCUGUGAACCCUUCUGCUUUAUCUGCUGUUCAAGGCUUUGCUUUCUCAGCCUUAGCUACCAGUUCAAUUGGAUACGCUGUUAGCUUCCCGAAACAACUCCUCGAUACAUGGAAGCUUGUGUCUAAGCAAUCAGAUGGAAAUGGAAAUGGAAGAAUUGGGUCUGUAAGUUUCUCAUCGAAGAAGGGUAAUAAGAGAACUGAUGGGAGAGUUUCAUACAGUGAACCAACAAGAGCUCGUGAUGGAUUUGAAGCAGUAGUAAUGCUGUUUGUGCUUGGAGUUCCAGCUCUAAUUGCAACAUUCUUUCCAUCAACGUUUGUGAGAGCUCUGGAUUUCGCAGGUGUUUAUGCAAACUGCUUCCUCUUUGGUGUCCUCCCUCCUGCUAUGGCUUAUAUUCAACAGUCCAGAAAGAAGCUCAGGUCAUGGAUUCUUCCCGGAGGCAACUUUACCUUGUUGAUCUUAUUCGUAAUUGCCAUUAUUCUGGGAAUAUGGCAUUAGAUAGCCAUCAAACAGAAAUGUACCAUUAUCUAACUGUGCUAACCAGACGCUAGGGAAGCAAAAUGACCCAAU